AUGGUCGGGGAUUUGGUGACUGUAAGCUUGUUGAAUCGCUCCUCCCUCCUUCCCAUGGAGAACAUCUCGGAAUUUCCUGAAAUCAUUCUGCUCACCCAUGGAUCUACGUGUGACAUGUUGGCCAGGGACUUUGACGAGGACGGUGAUGUGGAUCUUAUUCUUGGUGAUGACAAAUGGUUACCUUCAUAUUCAAGGUACUUUGAGCGUAUUUCUGCCUAUCGUGUGGUGGAGCGCACGGGAGAUGACAAUCCACUAAGUAUUUUUAACGGCUCAGUGCAGCAGAUUGCUGACAUAGAUGGCGAUGGGCGGUUGGAAAUCUUUUCAGGUCAGAAAAAACCCUUUGGGUCAGCCACUUUGAGCCAUCUUCACUUACUCAGACGUGCUGCAGAUGGCAGCCUUGUGGAGAUGGAAAAUUCUGUUUGGUCCCUCUCGGGUCCAUUUGGAUCUGAUCUGGAGGUUGUAUUCUUCUUUGAAAUUCAUGUGGCCGACUGGAACUCGGAUGGGCUGCCGGAUGUUCUCAAGGUGUCCGUCGUGGGCUUCGGUGAGAGUGUGACCAAGGGUAAGCUUAGGUGGUGGAUUGAAGACUACCGUCAACAUGUUCUGGAUCUAGACAUGAAACUCGAUGUGGAAGCCUAUGGGGACAUUGAAGCAGGUUUCAAAGACCAGGAAAUUGUUGUUGACUGGAAUGGGGACGGCUUUGCAGAUCUGGUCGUUCUGCGCAAGUCAAAAAGCUUGCAUCUAUACGAACAUCGAGAUGGGGAAUUCAAAGAAGUACUUGAUGUUUUCCAGAAUGUCACAGCAAGCUUGCUGGGAAAGGGCACUGCCACAGCUGUCAUAGUAGACUGGGACAUAGAUGGUGAUUUGGACCUCAUUAUCUCAACUGAAUCAGAUGGCAAGUUGCACUACCAUGAGAUGGUUUCUGGGAACCUUUGCAAGGAAGAACUGCAGCAUCCGUUCCAAAACAUCACCAUUGCACCAGACAUCAUCAAAGGAAAGAACUACUUUGGAUAUAUCCAGCCUGUGAUUGUUGACUGGGACAAUGAUGGUGACAUGGACUUGUUUCUAGGACCUCCAGACGGGCGGUAUUUUGAGCAGCUCUCAGAUGGCACUCUACGCGAGUGGCCACGUGAGGAAAGCCCAGUCAGUGAGCUGGGAGAUACUACUCGGACAAAAUGGGACUUCGUGGACUGUGAUGCAGAUGGUGACUAUGACCUCUUGCGAAUGGAAGGGGGGGCAAACCCUCGAGUCCAGGUUUGUGAGCAUAAGACCUCACAUGUCCUGCGCUGUGACGACGCCUUUCCAUGCUUAGGAACCAAUUUGAGCAAGUUUCGCCCACAAAAGACUGGAUGGAGAAUGCAGUUGGGCAACGUGGCUGAUGGCCGGCUCAAAUUCAUCACUUACGACUUUGCAGAAAGCAGGGCAGUCCUCUGGAGUUCGGGCAUUUGUCUUCCAGCGGACCCUUGCCACUCAAAGGGCCUCUGUUUGAACAGGCGAGCGCAUUGCAGUUGCAUUGCAGGUCACGAGUUGGCUGAUUGUUCCGGCUGCGAGCCGCAUUUUUACAGCGUGCAGCGGAAGGUAGGGCAGAUGCACGACUGCAAAGCAUGCCCAGGUGCCCGUGGCAAGGUUUGCUACGGCCGAGGCAGCUGCUUUGAUGAUGCGGCAGGAAAGAUGCUUGCUGAGGAAUCUACAGCUCGGUUGAUGGCCACAGGCAAUGGCUCAUGCAGUUGCAACGAGGUUCAUUUCUAUGGAAAGGACGAGGAAGGCCGAAGCACAUGCAUUCAUGGCAUUUGCCCAGCUGGCACCGAAGAGAACGAUGGCAGUUGCAAUCCCUGCGCUGGUGGGACCUUCUCAUCAGAAGGUGGCUCUUGCACGCUUUGCCUUCCCGGAACCUUUUCUUUCGCAAGAGGCAGCAUGUGUUUGACUUGUGCCCCAGGAACCGUUUCAACCGAAUCAGGUGCUUCUGAGUGUGAUGCAUGUCCUGCAGGGACAUAUGAGGUUGAUCAUCAGUUGUGCAAUGAGUGCGCAGCAGGCUUGGUUUCUGCUAGAGGUAGCAACACAUGUACCAAAUGCCCUGCUGGAUCGCAUGCACCAAAGUCCGGAAGCAUCACAUGUGAAUCGUGUGCAGCAGGCACCUAUGCAGGGGAGGCCAGCACAGAAUGCAGGUCGUGUCCUUCAGGAACUAUUUCAAGCGAAGCGAGUGGAAGCUGCAGCCCAUGCGAUGCUGGCAGUUUUGCUAAAUCAUCCCUUACAUGUGAACAAUGUCCUGGGGGCACCUUUUCCAACCCAGGAAGCAAGAACUGUCAGAGCUGCCUCCCUGGAAAGUUCUCCUUGACAGGAAGCAGCAACUGUUCUGACUGCCUUCCAGGAACAGUCUCAUCACCAGGUAGUUGGUCCUGCGAUGCAUGUCCAGCUGGAACCUUUGCUUCUGCAGGAAGCAGUGUGUGUGAAGCCUGUCCUGUGGGGCACGUGUCCAGCCCAAACAGUGGUGCCUGCGAGAGCUGUGAGAGCAUCUUCAUCCGAUCAACUCCUGAUGACAAGAAACAGAGCUGCCAAGUGCUUGCUAUGGAUGUCGUUCUUGGCCUGAUCUUCUUGAGUACAUGCUCUUGCUUUUCUUUUCUGUCUUUGACAGGCUUCUCGGGGCGCAUUCCCAUUUCAGAUGUGUCUGCACAGGGUCAAAAGGUUGUGGUGACAACUUCCACUGCGCACGGUCUCCACAAGUGGGCAUGCCCAAAGGUGACCUUCGCUGGAACCGAUGUUCCCGAUCUGGAGUCGUCGAAUGACUGGACCAUCAAAGCCUUGAGCUUGUACCAAGUGACGCUGCAUGGCGAGAGCCCCAUGUCACUGGACACGUCCAAAGGACAUUUGUACGUGAAGUUUCCGCAAGUCUUUUGGUCCACUGGUCUUUGGCAUUGUCCACUCCUAUUGUGGUGUUUGCUCUUUCUUGCAGCCAGUGCAGGGCUCGCAAGCCAGCUCACUUGGUCACUGACUUUGCUGUUGUGUGCUCUCGGUCUUUGCGCGGGGUUCUUGGCUUUCGCACUGCGGAGGAGGCAAGGUGAAGCAACGCCACUGGUGAAGAGGCGACGACAAUUCCUCAAGGAGUGGCCUUUGGCUCUUGAACGAUGUAGCCGUGGCCCUGACCGCUCGAUGACUGCGGGGAAACUUCACGAUUUCUUGCAGUUCUUCGAGACCUUCAUCAAGGAGCGAUCCAUGUACUACGCAUGUUCCAACAUUGUGAAGCCGCUGACCAAGCCCUUUCAGCUGUCCUUCGUGGAACUGGUUGGUUCCAGGAAGAUCCAAUGGUUCGCAAGUCACUACUGGGGCAUGCCACUUCGCCACUUCAGCGAUGCCAUCCGCAAACAUGCCCAGUGCUUUGAAAGGGAUUGGCGAGAUUCAGCAUAUUGGAUCUGCACCUUCAGCAACAGUCAGUGGCAUGUGAAGGAAGAGCUUGGGAAUGGACAAUGGGAGAAUUCAUCCUUCUACCUUGCUCUGAAAUCUCCAGAGUGCAAGGGCACCACCAUGAUUAUCGAUGAAUUGGUUUUGCCACUUCAACGAAUUUGGUGCCUUUUUGAAGUGUACCAAACCAUUAGCCUGCCGCGGAGUGACCCGUUUCACGGGUUGCUUCUUUGUACCUCCACGGGCGUUUUGCAGCAAGGCAAAGCUGGUACUGAUGUCGCUGUGGCCGUGGCCAAAACGGUGGCCGUGCUCGACACACGUGGUGCCCAAGCUACUUCUGAAGAAGAUCGUCUCAUGAUUCAUGAUCUCAUUGAAAAGAUGCCAGGAGGCUUUGACACCAUGAACACCUUUGUGCGGGAUAAUAUUUGCCAGGCUCUUGAAGCAUCUCAUCGUCACUACGAGACGACCGUCACCACUUUGAUGAAAGAUCUCACGACCGCCAAGUCCUCUGGACCGACCACAUCCUCCGCACCGACGCUCCCGACUUUGCUCACUUCCUCCACACGCCACGCCACAGCAGAGAAGGUGGAGGAGAAGGCAGAGUCGCAGGCCUCCCAUGCAUCAGCCGCCCGGUGCACGGUGCGGGGUCCGGCCACCCAAAGUGGAGGCGGCGUGGCAGAUCCCUGGGAGCCCGCAGAACGAGCUGCCGCAGAGUUCAUCACACCAUGCAAGUGCGAAGGGACCAGCCGUCGGGGCACUCGCACGGCCUGCACCGCACUCACCCGCGCGGCGGCCUUUGACUUGGGGCUGGCGCCAUUGCAUUCCAAAAGCUUCGUGCACGAGAGUUGCUUGCGGCGUUGGCAGACCGAGGCGAGACCACUGGCCUUGCUGGCCGCAGUGGCACUCUGGUGUGGGACGGCCUUCGUGCCGAAGCCAGAGGCCUCCCGAUCGAUCAAUGUGCUGACACCUCUCUCGGCAGGCGCCAGCACCUGGCUCCUGGCCAUUCAGGAGGCUUCAGCCCGGCGGUCGUACCAGGACCGUUUCCCCAACAUGGCCGACGAAGAAGUGAAGGAGAUUUAUGACAAAGCUGGGGACGGGAGUACCUACGACGGCAUCAGCGCGGAGCAAGCGUUGGCCACCCUUGGAAUGAUCCCCAACUUGCUGGUCCUCUUCCUCUUCGCCGCGAGAAGCCCAGGGACCGUGAGCCGGGAGCGACGGGUAACCGGUCCACGGAGCCGACCUGUGAGGGCGGCAUCGGUGCCUUCAUCCGCCGGGGCGGAGGCUUCGCCCGGAACGAAGACAACUAAGCAUGGCCACCGGGAUGCGGUUCCUCCGUGCAUGGCACCAUGCGGGAAAACGGCAUGGUGCUUGCUGAGAACAUCGCGAAGUCAGAGAGCUGCAGGGGAUUGCGGGGGUUGUCAUGACUCAACUACGAGCAGUCUCUUCAAGACAGGAAGCUAAGGUCUCUUAAGGAACAUUCUCCCCACCUCCCAGCAGUGCCCAGCAGUGCCCAGUGCGCAGCUCCCGUUUUCACCGCCGGAUCCCGUCACGUCCGAUCCUGCGGUCCCGUUCCGACAGACCCAUCUGAUCCGCGCCGAGCAU
Messenger RNA from Durusdinium trenchii, 4995 nucleotides. NCBI's taxonomy places the organism in Eukaryota, Dinophyceae, Suessiales, Symbiodiniaceae. The record is from the annotation of a GenBank genome assembly.